AUGUUCGUUCCCAAGGCCGGUGGCCGCAGCACUCGUCGGCGCCCACGCACAAGCUCAGAUGAUUCUGUCAAACCCCCAAAGGCAAAGAGACAACGAUCGGUGCUGCGGCGCCCAGAUGAGUCGCCCUCCGAUACCAGCCUGGGACGUGAGGUUGCAAGGCUGUCGACACCCACCCUACCAAACGGCGACACCACUACGGACCCGGCCAGCGAUUCUCAUCUGGUUUCCCGGAUCACGAAGCAAGGUGAGGUCUCUGGAAGCAAUGAAGGAGCAGUGGUUUUGUCAAGCACCGAUUUCUACACCGUCGACCAAUUGCCAGCAUUGCCAGAUCAAAUUCGCGGGUCACAAACAGAACCUCUCAAAUGCUUUUUCGGACCUGGACAUGACCAUGCCUUAGCGUUAACCCGUUCACAUGCUAUUGUGUGGCCUUAUUCAGCGUCCACCUCAUCUCCUUCUCCAUCGGAAACCUUCACAGUCUCAAUUCCCGAGUCAUGCAGAGAUCCCAAGGGUGCGGUUCCACUCGGAGUUUUAUUAUCCACCGCGACAGGAGAAUACCCCGGGCUCUUGGUGGUUAUCCCAUCCACGGGUAAAAUGAUCUACUGGGAGACAGUCUCCAGUGCCGCCUCACUUGGCUUGUCCCGACAAAAGCAGAAUGGCAUCCAGGGAUCUACUCCAGGCAUGCUUUCCGGUGAAUAUGCCACGGAAAUCAUCAACGGGGAGCCUUCGGGGGUCAUUGCCACAUUUUCCUCCGGGCGCGUGGCACACGUUACACUCAGAGACUCUCAAGGAAAGCCAACGGUGCUUGUCAAUUUCCUCCGGAGCAAUGCAGGAAACGGCGGUGGUUUAUUCGGAGGCCUCAAAAACGUUUUGGGGGGCGGCUACUGGAGAAAAGAGGUCACUGCUGUCCGGGCCGGCGGCUCUUGUCAGCGCGGUCAACGUGACGUGGUUGUCGCAACCUCGACGGGGCUCAUCGAAAUAUGGGACACGCACUGGAAUCACGGCAACACCCUGAAGAAACGAUUUGAUGCGAAGGAUGACAUUCUGGCGGCUCUGCCUCGGGUCCAUACGAAACCACCUAAUUCCAUUGAGGAUCUCCAGGUUCUAGACUUUGCUUUCUCUGCAAUGCGUUCUUCGGAGGAUCUCACACAAGCUUCUGAGGGGUCCUGGCGCCUUUUCUUGGUGGUCAGGUCACCUCAGUGGCCAGAGACCAAGGCUUUGUUUGUUGUUCAAGUUGACUUGACAAGCUCGUCUGGUUGUCGUGUUGUGUCCACCCAUGCGGUGGAUGUGCAUCAUAUUCCUGCGCAGAUACUCGAUGAGUCAAAGCCCAAGAUCUUUGUGCCAAAGCCAGAAGAAACAGCAUUCAUUCUCAUUGGCCAAUCUCUCGUCAUUCUGUCCUUGGCCUCGACAUUAGACGAUACCCCAUCUUCCCAAUUGCUCCACGAUAACAAUAGGAUACCCCUUCCUUUCCAAGACACUAUCCACCUGAGAUCCGGCAAAGACCACGAAAUCCUAGGAUCCACAUCAGAGGAUCAAUCUCACGAUUCACCAUACCCGGCAUGUGUGCUCAUGCUUCGAAAUUGUGGUGUGAUACGUGUGACAGUGCUGCCUCGCCGCGAAAACACCAGCGAUGAUGUUGAAGAAACUCAGAUUACGGCGAAGCACAAGCUUGAGCAGGCUGUCUUCUUCGGUACUAUGGCGAAGAACCCUUUGAAUCUUUCUGGCGCCAGUGAUUUGAACUUUCCUCCAUCGGAAAUGGAGCAAGCCUCUUUGGAAAUUUGCAGCGAAUUACUCCGAUCCUCAUCUCGCUUCAUUCCCACCACAACCAUUUCUUUGGAGCAGAAUCUUCGACUGAGAGCAAAGGCAUUAGAUGAUCUCGCGUCUUUACUUUUACAGAAUGGCAACCCUCUGAGCCGACCAGCAAGGUGGGAGCUUCUUUGGGCUGCCGAGAAAAUUGCCGCCCAGAGAGCUAUGUGGAAGGCCCAGGAGUCAUUCAAGGCCAAAUCCGAAGAUGAAGAGCAUCUCCUUAGCCUCGUGAUCCGGGCCAUGAACGAUAAGUUCAAAUCUCCGCUCAGCCCACUGAAUGGGGAAUCUGAUCCCGUACGUCAAUGGUUCUUACGUGAUUCAUACCGCAUGGAGCAUAUUAUUCCAUGGAUAAAGAAUGCGAUCAAGCGUCGUCGGGGCAAUGUUUCUAUCAACGCGCGAACCUUGGCAGAUCAGAUACUGGAGGCCAGCGAGCUGUUCCUUGCCGUCACUGAAACCGCUUUCCGAUACCGUGAUGAGCAUGUUAUGCAGUUUGGCCUGAGUGAGGACUUUUUGGAGGAUGGAGUUCUGUCCGAUGGAUACGAAGUCCUUCCCGAGUUUUGGACCUCCCGCGGCGUUGGCUACUCUGAGGCAGGGCACCUACUUGAUCUGGAACUUGACAGCUGCCGCUCAUGGCAGGCUCCAACGGCCACUGCCGAUGCACCUGACGCGCAGGUGCUUGAACGAGUCGCACAAAACAGCUAUCGACAUCUCCGCGUGAUCGGUCAGAUGCAUCUUGAGCGCACUCGCUGGCUUUCGGCACAGGGAGACCCCAAGAUGUUGGACGAGAGUGUCUCGCUUGAACAGGCUCACGUUGUAGACCGCAAGUGGAAGAUUUUCAAGUUGGCUGGUAUCGGCCAUCUUCACGACGCCAUCACUCUGGCCGAAGGUUUCCGAGAUAUGGGCGCAUUGGUCGAAUUGCUCGUUGAGCUCCAGGAUCAAGAAGCAAGUUCGACAUCCGACAUUCCUGCCGGUCAAGCGGAGAUCGAGGCCGAGCAGCUAGUGGCCAAAUAUUUCGACAAGUUUGGUGACACAUGGGCGGAUGCAUACUUCUCCCAGCAGAUAGCCAUGGGUUUCCCUGGUUCCCUGUUUACUCGGAAGUAUCAAUCCGCUGUCACUCAAUUUCUUCGAAGGAACCCCGCAUAUGCCCGUCUCAGCUGGAUCAAUGAUGUGACCGGGGAAAACGAUUACGAUUCGGCCGCCAAUUCCUUGGAGAACCUAGCGAUUAACAGUGAGAAAGAUCUUUGGAGCCACCGCGUGGAAAUGUCCCUCGCAAAGCUAGGGAAAUUAGCGACGCAGGAGCAAAACCAAUCAUCUCCACAGAUCUCCACUCUGCAGGUCGAUGUGAAACGUCUUGAAGAUUACCAUGAGGUUGACGGGGUCCAAGAAAUUCUCUACGGGCACAUCCAACCCAUCUGGCAGGGUGCGAUCGACAGAAACGCCGAGGCUGAACUAGCUCUUGAGUUUUAUGGGGGACACUUGUUUGAGGAUCGACCGUCGCUUCAUGAACUUUUGAGUGAAGCCCUUUUUACUUUAGUCAACAGACAAGUGGUUGGUGUGGACGGUCUUGUCGACCUCCUCACCUUGAUGGGCCCUAGCCAGCCCGCUGAUGAUGGGUAUGAGCUUGUCAGGAGCGAGUCUCAUCUUGCGUUACAGGUUCUUGAUUACGGUCGCUAUGGCCAACGGGAUCCUGCAUAUCUUACGGCUCUCCAACGAUUGAUUUGGCGGCGAUGUCUGAUCAAAGACGAUUGGGUGGCUCGAGGCAAGGCCGCGGAGAAACCCAAUGGCAAUUCGGACAGCUACAUUGGCGAUACUGCCUUGUACCGGACACUGAUUGCAUGCUUGGAAGGUGAGUGCGCUUGGAAUGACCUAUCGAUCGUUUGGCCAGGAGAAACUAAUGGAAUAUGUACAGAACCAAGAGCCCGGGACGGUUCUAUCUACGUGCCACUGUCCCCUGCCGAGGCGCUGAUGGCGGACUCGGAUUCAGACAUUCUCUUGUCACGCUUCCGCCCCGAACAGAAAUCUCGCGUGGCCCUUGAUCUUCAGGUGGAGAAUGACCUCCUGCGUCGGUACAUGGAGGUUGGAAAGGUGGACUUCUGGUUCCAAAACCUGCGUGAGACGGCAGAGGCUCAAUCCUUGGCCCCCGUGGAAGCCUCUGGGGGCGACGGGGUCACGGCAAACGCCUGA
Penicillium salamii is the source of this 3987-nucleotide messenger RNA. The record is from the annotation of a GenBank genome assembly. NCBI's taxonomy places the organism in Eukaryota, Fungi, Ascomycota, Eurotiomycetes, Eurotiales, Aspergillaceae.